Messenger RNA from Cheilinus undulatus (humphead wrasse), 5503 nucleotides. Its product is annotated as solute carrier organic anion transporter family member 5A1. Gene Ontology annotation, cellular component: membrane. Gene Ontology annotation, molecular function: protein binding. NCBI's taxonomy places the organism in Eukaryota, Metazoa, Chordata, Actinopteri, Labriformes, Labridae. Gene Ontology annotation, biological process: sodium-independent organic anion transport; transmembrane transport. The transcript has 10 exons. The record is from RefSeq and is a predicted model, not a curated record. Bases 512 to 3097 code for a protein of 861 amino acids.
CAACCAGCUUUCAUUCACUGAGUGGCCGCUCUGUGGAGAACAACAGGCUACCUCCAUCUGUCCUGUGAUGCUGCACAGCUAUGGGACAAAGGAGACAUUAUGAAUGAAGGUUGCUAUCCAACAAAGAGCCAUAAAAUCCAGUUGAGAUCCUAAAAUAAUGGAGCACAUCUUUGCUAUCAAUUACGUGUUUUUAAUAUAUUUUUUAACCAACUUGCUUUAAGACAUUACUUUGAGGUGUUCAGUCCUUAAAGGUGAUGGUGUCCUGUACCCAGUCACAGCACCACUGUCUUAGUGGUUUGUAAGCAUAUUGUGACUUUCAUGUUCAAGAGAGGCUUUUUCAAAGAGAGCCCAGCUGCUGUAAAUAUGUGUACUAAAACAUGCACAUAGCCAGAGGGGGUCAGUCCGCCCCAGUCUUACUGACAGGGCAGAGUCUUUCUUCUACUGAGUCCUGAUGUGGCACUAGUUUCUGACAAACCUCUCAGCACAGUCAGGAGUCAACAAAAGCCGCACCAUGACGUCCUCAGACAACGACGAAACGGGCAGCGACCUGUCUGAGUCUCUGGAGAUCUGCGAGCUCCAGGACCAGUACACGGACCCAGAAAACUGCUUCAAGUCUAAAAGCUUACCCAUCCUGAACGGACCCUGUCGGCCGGAUCGAAAGGCUGCAGAGCUGGUCAACACCGCCCACACCUGCGUGGCUGUGCAGGAGAACAACGAGCUCCAGCCAAAAACCCCCGACUCCAGCCAGGCAGAGUCGCCCUCUUCCAGGACUGACUUCUCCCCCUCUGCCUCCAGCAUGGUGGGGCUCAGCAGCUCUCUGCCUGUGGAGGGCCACAGGGUGGCUGGUGGCAAAAAACUUGGUUUCUCUCUCACCCGCCUUAUCCGCAUCCCGGCCAGAAAGUACGUUCGGGUCAUCCUGAGUGACUCCCGCUGCUUUCUGUUCUGCAUGUGCUACCUGACCUUUAUCCAGUCGCUGAUGGUUUCUGGCUACCUGAGCAGCGUCAUCACCACCAUCGAGAAGCGUUACAGCCUGCGGAGCUCCGAGUCCGGCCUGCUGGUCAGCUGCUUUGACAUCGGCAGCUUGCUAGUGGUGGUCUUCAUCUCGUACUUUGGCGGUAGAGGUCAGAGACCACGGUGGCUGGCUGUAGGUGGUGUGGUCAUUGCCAUAGGGGCAGCUUUGUUUUCCCUACCACAUUUCAUCUCACCUCCUUACCAGAUACAGGAGAUGAACUCAUCAGCAGGUCACGAAGGCCUCUGUCAGAGUAGUAACAGCAGCGGGCGAGAGCUUGACGUGGCAUCCUGCCCUCGAGACCAGGAAGGCAACGAGCACAACCUGUAUGUGACUCUGUUCAUCUGUGCCCAGAUACUCGUCGGCAUGGGGUCAACGCCGAUCUACACCCUUGGGCCCACGUACCUGGACGACAAUGUGAAGAAAGAAAAUGCAUCCCUCUACCUAGCCAUCAUGUACGUGAUGGGAGCUCUGGGACCUGCAGCUGGCUACCUGCUGGGAGGCGUCCUCAUCGGCUUUUAUGUCGACCCAAAAACUGUAGUCAACAUUGACCAGAGUGACCCUCGCUUUGUUGGCAACUGGUGGAGUGGCUUUCUCUUGUGUGCCAUAGCCAUGCUCCUGGUUAUCUUCCCCAUGUUUGCCUUCCCUAAAAAGCUGCCUCCUCGCCACAAAAAGAGGAAAAAGAAAAAGAUGGGUUCGCCAGGGGAUGUCUCCAGCGACGAUGAAAUGAUGAAGGAAAAGUCCAGUAGCAAAGGACAGAAUGUCUCCUCCUCUAUGGGCUUUGGAAAGGACAUCAAAGACCUCCCCAAGGCAGCUCUGAGGAUCCUCAGCAACAUGACCUUCCUGUUUGUCAGCCUGUCGUACACAGCAGAGUGUGCCAUCGUCACCGCCUUCAUCACCUUCAUCCCAAAGUUUAUUGAGUCACAGUUUGGUAUCCCCGCCUCAAACGCCAGCAUUUACACUGGUGUGAUCAUCGUACCUAGUGCAGGGGUGGGCAUCGUGUUGGGAGGCUACAUCAUUAAGAAGCUAAAGCUUGGCGCCAGAGAGUCGGCCAAGCUGGCCAUGAUCUGCAGCGGCGUGUCUCUGCUUUGCUUCUCCACGCUCUUUAUUGUUGGCUGUGAGAGCAUCAACCUUGGAGGCAUCAACAUACCGUACACCACCGGGCCGACUCUGACGAUGACCCACAGGAAUUUGACAGGCAGCUGUAAUGUGAACUGUGGCUGCAGGAUCCACGAGUACGCUCCGGUCUGUGGCUCAGACGGCAUCACCUACUUCAACCCCUGCCUGGCUGGAUGCAGCACUGUGGGCAACGACAGCACAGGGAUCAGGAACUACACAGAUUGUGGCUGCGUUCAGAGCAGACAGGUCAUCACGCCGUCCUCUGGCGGGCAGGUCAACCAGCUGCAGCUCGUCAUCGUCAAAACUUACCUGAACGAGAACGGCUACGCCGUGUCGGGGAAGUGUGACCGCACCUGUAACACCCUCAUCCCUUUCCUCAUCUUCCUCUUCAUCGUCACCCUCAUCACCGCCUGUGCCCAGCCCUCGGCCAUCAUCGUCACGCUCAGGUCUGUUGAUGAGCAGGAGCGGCCUUUUGCUCUUGGCAUGCAGUUUGUGUUGCUACGAACUCUGGCCUACAUCCCCACGCCCAUCUACUUUGGCGCAGUGAUCGACACCACCUGCAUGCUGUGGCAGCAGGACUGCGGCGUGCACGGCUCCUGCUGGGAGUACGACGUCACCUCCUUCCGCUUCGUCUACUUCGGCCUGGCCGCCAGCCUCAAGUUCGUGGGCUUCAUCUUCAUCUUUCUCACCUGGUACUCGAUCAAGCACAAGGAGGAGCGGGCUGAGCGCUGGCGCCAGCACCUGCCUCCACUAGGCACCGUCAGCGAGCUCAUCUGCCACGCCGGCGGCCAGAAGAGCCACGCCCGUACCCGCUCCUGCCCCGUCUUCAUCCCGCCACGGCCCGACCCGCCUGCCGCGCUGCUGCUCAGCCGUGGACACAGCAGCCUCAGCUGCCCCGGCAACGCCCUCAAAGCAAUAACCCCGCCUAUUCUGGUACCGCAUCACCACAGAGGCUCCGCCCACGUCUGAGAGCCGCACAGCCUCCCUCUGGGCUUCAUCGUGACAUGUGCCUUCCUGCACCACAGCGAUCAGACACCAGGUGGGGCUUGAACCCUGACACAGGCCGCCCACCUCACCCAAAGGGCUGCUCUUUGUCGUUUAUUGUAACAGGAGGCUGACGGAUGAUCUUAUCCUCAGAGCAUAUCAUCAGCUGCAGCCACAGAUGCUCAGACCUCCACCUCAAGGUUCGGACCAUGUAAAGAAGUCACAUGGUGCUACUGUAAGCGGGCAGGGCAUUACAAUCUCUGUACAGACAUCUAAAGCACAAGUGACAAACCUGUACUAUGCAAGAUCCAAUGUACAGCUUUCCCUUCUCAGUACUGUACAGCUCCCUCUGUCCUACACCUGUACCUCCUCUGUCUUCCCUGCUUCACUCACUCAUACCAUCAUGUGUCAAAAAUCUCCUCGUAUUGAGCCAUUCCAUCCCUCUAAUUUAUCCUCUCUUGUCCUUCUUUUUUCGUAUCAGUGCCUCUCAGGCUGUCUCGGCCAGUCCAGUAUUCAAAGCUAGCAACCAGGUUAAAGCUAGCUACCAAAAAAGCCAGUCACUGUCCUCUUAGUGAGCGACGCUCUUCUGCUUUGUUUCCCUCAGCUUUGUGUGUUUACGAACAGACGGAGACAAAGUUCCUCGCCUUGGAAAACCAUGUAGCUAAAAGCCGACAUGCACCAACGGUACAGUGUUAAACCAAGUGUUGUCAGGGGAGCAGGGCAUCGUUAUUUAAUUUCACAUUAAAGUGUAAUUAUUAGAAUGGAAUAAGAACGGUGUCACAUCUCUGACCAUGUGCUGAAGCUACUGUAUGUCCAAAAGAUGUGAUUGUACUUGAAACUGGAAACACAACCAAGAUUCAGAACCAAACAAAAGCUGUUCUUUUGUAUCAAAAUGACCCAUUUUAAAAAUCUUGACUGAUUUGUAUCUACUGCUGCAAUCAAAAGCAACACAAAAGACGCAUCAUUUUGGCUUUGUGUAACGGCUUCUCCAUUCUUAUGGUCACCAGAUGUACAUAAUAGUAAUCUAGUAGAUUAGGCUUUAAAAAGUAGUGCAGAAAGCAUGUUGAAAACCAACUUUCAUCAGCGAUAUGAUCAGAUUCUGGGUGUUUGGCGCCCUCUAGUGGGCAAAGAGAAGAUUGCGUGAAGGCCAGUGAAUGUUGCUGUUUGUCAGACCUGCUGUAAGAAGAGAUUCAUGGUUAUUUAAGCUUGAUCACUGCAAUGAAUUUAUCCCUCAAUGCAAAAAAAACCUUGACUGUAUGCCACAUUAAGGCUGUCCAGCAGUGUUUAGUUAAUGGCACAAAUCUGAGGAGGGUUGGAUGUUUUAAAAGAAUUUUCUAAUUUUCUCUGACUUUAGUCUCUUGUGAUGUUAAAGCAUCUUAUAAAACAAGCUUCCUUUGAAAAGUGCUAAAAGGUGCACACAAACAGUCUUCAGUGGACAAAUUUUAUCUUUAAAAAAAGUCGAAUAAAGUUGUUUAAAUUUGAUCAUUUCAGUUCUAGAAACUUAAAGGAUGGAGAAACUGAUGCAGUGAAAGUUUUUGGCCAAGGUUCAUGUUGUACUGCCGGGUCAUCAUGAUAGAUCCGCGAAUGAUUUUAGUAUUACCGUGACUUUAGUACCUCAAAUGACAUAUUCAGAAGUGAUCAUUGUGUAAAUACUGACAAAGCAAAUGAAGCGUAUUCUAGAGCUCACACAUAGUUAGGAGCAUAUUUAUGAUCUAACCCCAUGCCAUUGUAGACUCAAAUAUAAAGACUUAAAGCUACAAAAGGGUUACUUUGGUGCCUGAGCAGUAUUACUCACAUGGGAAGUUUUUACGUCUUAUGGGGAGGGAGUUGGGUUAAAAACAGAGCUUUUUUUUAAUUGUCGAAAGGAUGAACAAGUUUUGCUACCCAGAAUGCCCUUCUUCUCUUCAUGUGUGAUGAUUCUCUGCCUGCCCUCUAGAGCUCAGUGUUUCCCACAGCCUUCAAAACUUUUAAAAAAUGUAAAGUUUAUCCCAUGUGACAGUCUGAAAUGCUGCAGACCUAAAAACAAACAUGACUAAAAUGUGUUUUGAUAAAAAGAAACAGGUGCUGUGGAGCAAACACUGCUCCCUUUGCAGGUCAGGGCAGAGAAUCCUGCAGUAAAUCCACACGGAUCAUAUCCACAGUAAAAGCAGGGAAGUCUGCUGCUACUGUACUGUAAACCUGCUGCUCAAACACCUGGAUUUCUGCUGACACACACCACUUCAGGUUGACUGGACAUUUUUUGCUUUAACUCGAGUUCUUUUUCGACAGUAUUUGAACUGAAAGUGAAUUUCCCGGACAGAACAAGAAGAUGUGUUCUGAAAGUCGAGCUCUUAUUGCUUUUGUUCCUCAGGAGCAGAAGUCCUAAUUGAUGUUUGUGAACAUUUGGUUUAC